AUGGGCGCCUCCCUAUCCCACCUCACCCCAUCCAAACCCCCCUCCCACGCCAAAAAAGACUCCUGGACCGACGCCCUCCACAUGACGCGAAAAAACCUCCUCACGCACUUCGGCCAUAGCACGACCAUACCCGACGAUACCAUCCCCCCAGACAACAUCUUCACGCCCAUCCAGCCCGACCACAUACUCCCCCAGAUCCCCAUCGGCCGGCACCACCCGGUUCCUAGGAAGGGAGUCGAAGAUGACGACCUGAGGACGCUGCAUACGAAUAAAUUCUACGCAAACGCAUUUCUGGGUCAGCAGAAUCAGCCUGUUUGGACACAUCCGUAUUCGGUGUGGUGGGGGAGGGGGUGGGAGGAGGACGGGGUGGUGCGGAGUAUGGGCUUGAAUGUUGGGCAUGUGGAGGAGGGGGAUUUGGGGUUUGAGGAGGGGGAUCCUGCGAAGGUUUAUGUCAAUCCGAGGAAACAGUGCAUUGUUUUGUCGGCGAGGGAAUUGGGCCAGCAGACUCUUCUUACCACCGAUACGCAUUUGCCGUUCUCGGUCAAUGUUAAUCUGCAUUCUGGGUUGCAGGGGGAGCAGCCGAAGAUGACGUUUCCGCUCGUGCAGGGUAUGAGCUUUGUCACGGCUGGGUAUCGUGAUGCUACGCCUAUUAUACAGACUGGUGGGAAGGGGUUUGUUGAGUUUGGCCCGCCGGUCUUGAUGGGACGAACGGUGAAGUAUCGUGUUAAGGAUUUGGACGGUAGGGACUGGGUCAUAUAUAUCAACCCUGUUCCAGACGUCGACUACGACGCCACGAGAUUUGUGCGCAUCGACACGAACACCAUCCUCGGACCCCCAGGUUUCAAAGGCACCAUCCAAGUCGCGAAGAACCCCCUCGGAGCAGAAGGAGAAGCGCUGUACGAUCGAGCCUGCGGAGCAUUCGUCUGCGAAGCCAGAAUCACUGCCACCGUCGACGACAGCAGAGGCGUCUACUCCCUGAGCUACACAAAGAUCGGCACCUCUCCCCUCCUCAUAUUCGCCCUACCACACCACAUCCAAUCCCUCGACCCAGAGCUCAAGAAGCAAGUCACAAGACUACAACUCCGCACCACAACCAAAGGCACCGCAACCGCCAUCUGGGCCGAAAAACUAACCUUCAUCGAGCCCAACCUCCCCGUAACAAUGUCCUUCGGCCCCUGGACCCCCAACAGCACAACAUCCAAAGUGCGCUACCCCCCCGAAGUCCUCGCCUUCAUCAGCGCAGUCGCAGAGCGCGACCUACGCCGCGCAAUGGCCGAAGCCACACCGCAAGACUCAAUGUACUACGCGGGCAAAUCCCUUGCGAAGUUCGCAACCAUCGUCUGGGUGACGAAAGACGUGCUAUCCAACACCGCCCUCGCGACCGCCGGCCUCGACAAGCUUAAGUCGGAAUUCGCCCGCUACGUGGCGAACCAGCAGCGCUUCCCACUCUACUACGACGACAGCUGGAAGGGCGUCGUGUCCAGCGCUGGGUUUGCAGAUCCCGGCGCCGACUUUGGGAAUACGUUUUACAACGACCAUCACUUCCACUACGGGUACUUUGUGUACUGCGCUGCGGUCAUCGGGUACUUGGAUCCGGAGUGGCUGGCCGCUGGGGAUAAUCGCGCGUGGACGAAUAUGCUGGUCAAGGACUUCGCGGAGAGCGAGUAUCGCGGCAGGGAUUAUCCGUUUUCGAGGAGCUUCGACUGGUGGCAUGGACAUAGUUGGGCGAAGGGGGUGUUUGAGAGCGCCGACGGCAAGGACCAGGAGAGUACGAGUGAAGAUGGGUUUGCGAGUUUUGCGGUGAAGAUGUGGGGGAAGGUUGUUGGGGAUGUGAAUAUGGAGAAGAGAGGAAACCUCAUGCUUGCCAUCCAAGCCCGCUCGUUCAACUCGUACUUCUACCUCCAGUCCACAAACAAAAACCACCCCUCGCGCUUCAUCCAGAAUAAAGUAACAGGCAUCUUAUUCGAGAAUAAAGCCGACUACGCAACAUACUUCGGCACCGCCCCCUCCCUAAUCCACGGCAUCCACAUGGUGCCCAUCAACCCAGCAACCUCCUACCUGCGCCCGCGCGCCUUCGUAAAAGAAGAAUGGGACCGUCUGUUCUCGGACCUAGGUCUCGGGCGCGGUCUGCGCGCUGAUGUGGACGGCGGGUGGCGCGGCAUCUUGUAUGCGAAUCUGGCGCUUAUUGAUGCGAAGGCUAGUUAUGCGUUUUUUCGCGAUGGCGUCAAGGGGUUUUGGGACGAUGCGUGGAUUGAUGGCGGGGCGAGUCGGACGUGGUAUUUGGUUUGGGCGGCGGGGAUGGGGGAGUUUGCGAAGAGGGGGUUGCUGUGA
Molecule: messenger RNA, 2331 nt
Organism: Dothidotthia symphoricarpi CBS 119687
Lineage: Eukaryota; Fungi; Ascomycota; Dothideomycetes; Pleosporales; Dothidotthiaceae
Product: glycoside hydrolase family 81 protein
Exons: 4
Coding region: 1-2331 (776 amino acids)
Cellular component (GO): cell surface
Molecular function (GO): endo-1,3(4)-beta-glucanase activity; glucan endo-1,3-beta-D-glucosidase activity
Source: RefSeq, a predicted model, not a curated record